GGUUGAGAACCCUAAUCGUUCUCCUGUCUUGGCCUGGGUAACGUAACAGUAUCCUACCCAUGCAAUACAACUCAAUGAUUUUCCCUUUAAACAAUCCCUUGAUGCUAUGGCCGUCACAAAGGAUAAUAAACGACACCUUAUCUGUUGCAUCGACCAGGGUUGAUAGAGGUUUGAAUGCUACUGCUCAAGCAUUCCCGUCUUCUUAUUCCUCUUCUCGCGCUUUAUCAUCCCAACUGCACUUUUAUCCCCAAAUAUCUGGCCCUCCCCCAUCUUGGUUUGAUAUGCGUUUGUCUUCUAGUUUCAACUCACACACAAACGCGGAGCGCCAUCCUUGCCCUGUCGACAAGUCCAUGUCCAUCCAAACGGAAAACAUCAGUUCAUCUGUUUCUAUUUGGGGCCCUCGAUCCUCGCUAAGACUGGCAUGCCUCAACGUGCGCACUUUGCUACAUCUUGGCCAACAAGCAGCACUUGUCCGAACACUAGAGACCCUCUCAAUCGAUAUUCGCUGUUUAUUGGAUACCUGCCUGAAAGAUCCGAGCUCCGUGCUUACUCUGCGAUCCCCACAUGCGACAUUGGCCGCACAUUCUCAUUACGCCUGUCUGGAAAUGGUGCAGCUUCAAAUGACGGUGAAGUCGGCGUGGGUAUUAGUUUGAGUCCGGGGG
Messenger RNA from Dicrocoelium dendriticum, 662 nucleotides. Lineage: Eukaryota; Metazoa; Platyhelminthes; Trematoda; Plagiorchiida; Dicrocoeliidae. The record is from the annotation of a GenBank genome assembly.